Messenger RNA from Xyrichtys novacula (pearly razorfish), 3894 nucleotides. NCBI's taxonomy places the organism in Eukaryota, Metazoa, Chordata, Actinopteri, Labriformes, Labridae. The record is from the annotation of a GenBank genome assembly.
UUUCACCCUCUUCUGAGUGGAGACAGAGUCUGCCAAACCGUUCAACAGAACCUAACAACAACAACCACCACAUCAAAGCAAAAUGACCUCCAGUGCUCAGCCCAUUUUCUCAAAGGGAGAGGACUGCAAGCCCUCCUGGCAUGAUGCUAGCGCCGGCUACAAUGAGACUGACACUCACCUGGAGAUCAUGGGCAAACCCGUGAUGGAGCGCUGGGAGACCCCGUACAUGCAUUCCCUGUCAACUGUGGCAGCCUCAAAAGGUAAAAGUGGCGAUUUGAUUCAGUCAAUACUUGAUGGUGUCCGAUAAUGGACUCAGGUGGAAAUUAGGGUUUCCUGCGUGUAGACAAACAAAGUUAAUGGGGCUUAAAGUAAUAACUGAUGGACAGAUUGCCUUAAAAACUUUACUGUCUCUUUCCAAAUUUCUUCAAAACUUAAACACAGAAAAAAAUGUAUUUUUAUUUUUUGAUAGUAUUUUAGGGACUAGUGAGUCAGGAUACAACACCCACCUGGCAUGUUAACCAAUGAAAUUAUGGCUCUCAAAUAAAGUGACUUAUCUUAAAAAGGCUGGUGUCAUAACAGAAGCAUUUCACUGUAAAAUUUUGACCAAGUUAUUAAAUUUGUCAGUAAAUAACAAAGAGAACUGGAAAAAAAAUCCCUUGUCUUGAGUUUUCUAAGAGAUUUUGUCAAAUCAGACUUAGAAUUAGCAAUAUUUAAUGUUGGUGGAGUUAUGUUUACACAUUUCUUAGUGUUUUACUUCAUUAGUUUAGUGCACAGGCUGAGAGAACACGUGUAAGUGUGUGAGCAGCAUGGUGCUUAGUGCUCUGUGAAUGCUAUGGCAGCUGUUAGUCUACUCAUGGGAACUGACCAAGAAGACUGCAGGGGGAAACAGCUCAUCUGCUCUUAGCUUUGUGUGAAAAUAGACCGAUCCACACACACACACCCUCACAGACAUGUGGGAAGAGACAAGCAUGUGCACUGACACCAUCCAUAAAACUCCGUACUAAUGCAUGUUUCUCUUGCACUUUGAUUGAACAUGAAAUGCAUUUUGCACGACUAUUUCUGCAGGCCUCUUUUGCCUUAUUUGAACUGGUUCCAGCAGCAUGCACUUUGCAGUCAUUUUCCAACCAUAAUCCAACCCUAAAUGAUUAAUUAUGAAGAGGUCAUCUAACAACAAAUAACCUUAACACAACUAUUUAUAACUUUUUGAAGGGGAUUAAAACCAUUUGGCCUGUUUGUCCAACCACGUUACAACCAACAAGCUUUCAAUCCACAGCCAACAGAGGGAGAAAAGUUAAACCUCAAGCAGCAAAGUUCAGAGAGGACUAUGGUCACGCAACUCUAUAAAAGCAAUAAUGAUUAACUGUUCAUUUGCAUAUGCAUUAGUCCAAGUCAAUGUGCAUCUGAGAGCAAGAUUUCAAAAUGUUAAAAACAAAAAUGUUUGGUUUUUAGUUGAUGGCUUUUUUUCCCUUAGUCUUUCUUUUGUUAUUGAACUACAAAAGAGCGAGUAAACUAGGCGCCAAUUGGAGAACCUCAGUCGAGAUACAUUUUCUUAUAAUGCUGUUGUUUUGCGUUUUGUCUUACAGGUGGUCGAGUUCUAGAGAUCGGUUUUGGCAUGGCCAUCGCCGCCACUAAAAUUGAGUCUUUCCCCAUCGAGGAGCACUGGAUCAUCGAGUGUAACGAUGGAGUCUUUGCUAGACUGGAGAACUGGGCCAAAUCUCAGCCCCAUAAGGUCAGUCAGUCAGACCAAUCCACCUGUAUUGGUUUGUAUUUUUCAUUACUGUUGGUAAAACUGUUCUCUGUGCUGCUGUAGGUCGUCCCUCUGAAGGGCCUUUGGGAGGAGGUUGUCCCAACGCUGCCAGCCAACCACUUUGAUGGUAAGAAAUCAAACCAGACUGAAGAGAACUUUAUUCUGCCUGUUUUGAAGCGAAUGGGAGCAGGCAGCCUGGAUAAAUCAAACAAACCUGUUUAUGUAAUGCAUUUUGAAACACCUGAAAAUGGCCUCUUCUGUUAAUGUUUUAUCAAAAUCCAGUGAGUAGAUUUUCCAGUACAGUACUGGACUUAAGUUAUUUAUUGCUGAAACUCAAAAUGAGAAUCCUUUUUCACAUAUGACUGACAGCGAGAUAUUGUUCUAUUACAGUAGAUGGUCUGAAAGAUGAUAGGAACUGAUAAAAACAUUGCAUAAAAAUAAUCACUUUGUAUGGUGCUUAAAUAUUGACAACUGUGUCCUCAACCAGGCAUCCUGUACGACACAUACCCCCUGUCAGAGGAAACAUGGCACACUCACCAGUUUGACUUCAUUAAGGUGGGUCAACUCUCAACACUGCACUAAGUUUGAUUCACUCCUGCUGAGAGAGGGUCCUGAGGGGAUUAAAAUUCUGCAGGAGGAUUAUUAAAUACUUGAAAUUAUGUGCAUGAAAAGUGGACCAAGGAAGCCGAAUAUUUGUAUUAAACAUGAACCAGUGAAGCGUUUUACUCAGUGAAGUGUCAAGAUAAUGGCAGCAGUCAUAUUAUACUUUAUUUAGCGUCUAUAUUGUAGCCAGUCUGUCUGCUUUGAGCCAUAUCCCAACAACUUAUUGAUUUUGUUUUGUGUGUGUGUGUGUGUGUGUGUUUCUCUGCAGGGUCACGCUCACAAGCUGCUUAAGGCAGGCGGCGUCCUCACCUACUGCAACCUGACCUCCUGGGGCGAGCUACUCAAGACGAAAUAUGACAACAUUGAGAAGAUGUUUGAGGUUAGACACUUUUUUUUCUGAAUACCCAUUUAAUCGUCCAAACUCUAGCAGUUUUACUUCUGCUUUAUUUCUGGGUUUAGCAGUGCGACAGGAAUCUCACCACUCUAAGCUGUCUGUAAGACACUAUUGUCUUCAUACUUAUCAGUUAGGAUUCAAUGUAUCUAGAAAUUAUGCGGUAAAAGCUUCGGCUUAAUCACAGUAAUGAAGGCUCUGCAGAGAGAUCAAACAUUGGAAGUUUGCUUUUGCAUCAUUUUAUUUUGAUAGUCCCAACAUUUCCUUUCUUUGCUCUGCAUUUAGGGACCAAACAGAGAUAUUUUUUUUACGCAUCUUGACUUUUUAAAGUAAUAACGUCACCUCUUCCACUAUGACUGGUCACCAUUACAUAUUGCCCUCCAAUUACUGAACCUUCUUUAGCCAGCUAUUGUCUCUUAAGAUGUUUUAUAUAACAGAAUGAUUAAUUUUUAAAGAAUAUAAUCUGUUUUUUUAGACAUUUGCAUUAAUUUUAGGCGUUUGCACCAGUUUGUCAAAAGUUCUAGAGUAGAUGGCGUUUUCAGUAAGUGCAGUAACUCGCGAUCAUGUUUUGUUUAAAUAAAGCACGUACGCAAAUUACUGAAUACUUAGAGUCAUGACUUCUGUCAGAAACUUUGGUUAAAAUUACUUGUUACUUUCUCUUCUUAGCCAGUGUGCCCUUCAGUUUUUUUUUAUCUCUUGGAGUUAAAUAAUCUACAGGACUGUACAGACUUGAGUUUCUGGCAUAUAUCCAUGAAGCUCAGCUCUACGAUUCUCAGGUCGAAUGAGUUCAUUUUACUUUUGUGGGCAAAGACUUCAAGGUUACUGAUAAACGUGAUCAGCCUAAAGCCACCUCACACCAACCGACCUGCGAUGUCUGUUAAUGAUUUUUCAGGAGACCCAGGUGCCUCAUCUGAUCCAAGCCGGCUUUAAGAAGGAGAAGAUUAGCACCACCACCAUGGACAUUGCACCACCCAGUGAAUGCAAAUACUAUUCCUUCAACAAGAUGAUCACUCCCACUAUUGUCAAAGAGUAAAGUGCACAGCUGCAGCCUUUAUUUUUUUACCCAAUGUGCCUUAACCAUCUAACCUCCUCAUUCUGUAUCCCACUGUCUGUCAUACCUCAAUAAAUGACCAUCCAAUCCGAGUUUAUGAUA